AGUCGUCUUUGAAUCGUUGAUAGCUGAACAGUCAGAUAAAGUCGUUGAUAACAGAAACAAUAAAGAAAUAAGCUGGAAAAACAACUUCGAUCAAAUAGUGACAAGUUUUAUACUAACACUCAUUUCGAUAAAGAAUUCAUUUAAUCAAACAUAGUUCAGCGAAUAUCUGUCGAGAGAAUAAAAAGUAAAAAAUAAUAUUCGCGUAUGAAAAUUUAUUUUGUCGUCGAAGUGUGUCAUCGUGAUUUUCAAAGGAAAAUAAGCAGAGAAGAGAAAAAUCACCCACGUCAGCCCUUCAAAUGGUGUGACUUAUAAUUUGUGAUUCACUAAAUGACCAUCACGAGUGACGGUUCGGAAGCAAGAAGAAAAAAAUAAAUAUUUUGGCGCCGUAAAGUGAAAUCCUAAAGAAAAAGAAGUUUGUUUUCGUAGUUCCGCUUACUUUUGGAUUCAAAUCAAUGGAGAGAUUAACGAGAAUCGCCUGUGCGAUGGCAAUCGUGAUAAUAUUGAUAGAUAAAGCUGCGCUUGCUAUUAAAUGUUACGAAUGCACCGUUCAUCCAAAGAGACAACAAAACGGAACAACUAUUGAGAGACUUUGUUCCAAAUUUGAAGAGUCAGAAGAGUUUGAAGUUGACUGUCCUUAUUCCACAAUGUGCAAGAAAAGACUUUAUCGAUAUCAAUUGAUCAAUAAAGUACAAGAGUCAAUUGAGCGUGGAUGUGCAGACCAAAAAAAUAAUAGCAUGAAUUAUGUAAAAAACCAAUGGAUUAAAGAAGUGACCGUCGCAGAGCCUUAUAGUGAAGGUUGCAUAAGAAAUAAUGAUGACGGUUCUGAAUAUUGUCAUUGUCGUGGUGAUCUCUGUAAUUCAGCACCAAAAAUUGAUUCCAAAACUACGCUUAGCAAUGGUGUUGAUACGAUGGGCGUAUUAAUCGUUUUUAAUCUAGUUAAAUAUUUCCGAAAUAUGGAUUAUUAUUAAUUGAAGAAGAAGUUUAUGAUAUUUAUAGCUUGAACAUCAAAUUCAAAGCUGCCAAAACCAGAGUUAUAAUCAUCAGGGGUAAAGGAAGGGUUACUUCAUCUUAGUAAUUGACAUUAUUUAUAGAAAACUUUAUUAAAAAUAAGAACUUCUUCAAACCAGAUCUUCAUACUCAACAAGUUAUUUAAUAAGAUUUAAAGAAAAACUCUUGUGAUAAAAAUUAAUUAAUUAAAUGAAUUUUUAUAAAUAUGAGGAAAGCUCAUGAGAAAGAAAUAAAAGAAUGAAGGAAGAGCGAAUAAAGAAUUUGUAAAA
Clunio marinus is the source of this 1277-nucleotide messenger RNA. NCBI's taxonomy places the organism in Eukaryota, Metazoa, Arthropoda, Insecta, Diptera, Chironomidae. The record is from the annotation of a GenBank genome assembly.